Messenger RNA from Phoenix dactylifera (date palm), 2536 nucleotides. Its product is annotated as Tetratricopeptide repeat (TPR)-like superfamily protein. Gene Ontology annotation, molecular function: protein binding. NCBI's taxonomy places the organism in Eukaryota, Viridiplantae, Streptophyta, Magnoliopsida, Arecales, Arecaceae. The record is from RefSeq and is a predicted model, not a curated record.
AUUGGGCAAUAAGACGACAUUAGCUUCUAAGCCGAAUCUGGCGGCUUGUGGCCGCUAUUCCCUCUCUCUCUCUCUCUCUCGUCUCCGCCGCCUCUCGGGCUGUCCCUUCCCCUAGGGCUACUUCUCCUUCCUUCCUCCCAAGAAACCCCACAAAACCCUACCACUGCCGCACCACUCGAUCGCUCUCGCAAUCCUAGGAUUCCCACCCCCGUCGAACGAAGGAUUAAGAGAAUUACCUUCUUGGGAUGGAUCGAGUUCUCGCUUCGUCUCCACACCUCGAAUGAAACAAAUGAGAUCAAAAGUAGGAUUUUUGCCUCCCAUUCUGCUUCUUUCCCCUUUUUGGGCAAGCAGAUUGCUUAUUGUAGCAUUAUCAUCUAUUAAAAUCACUACUUUGCAAUCAUCGUCCAAUUCUUUUGUGCGGGAAGAUAUACUGUUAGCUCAGUAUAUAUAGGCGGAUUUAAAAGAAAAAACUUUGGAAUCAGAUCAUGCUCUUUUUGCGCACUGUUCGCAGACUCUGUGCUGCUCUUGAUGCUUUUGCUGUCACCGUUAUAGCCGCCAGUAUUUCUAAAUCACGAACCAAAACCGAUCUCGCCGUCGCUGCUAGCCCAUCAUCACAUAUUCCUGAAAAUUUCCCAACAAUUGUCGCUUGCAAAGCUGCCGUUCUGAGGAACCGCUCAAGCCCGAAGCCUGAUACCGAUACCGAAGUAUCUUCAGACAUUAAUUCAAUUAGUGAGCCAGCCCUUUUGAAGAUUAAGACAGAGAGAGACCCGGAGAAGCUCUUCCAACUUUUCAAAGCCAAUGCCCACAACAGCCUUGUAGUGGAGAAUCGCUUUGCCUUCGAGGAUACUGUCUCCCGCCUUGCAGGGGCUCAUCGCUUUGACCUCAUUGAGCACCUUCUCGAGCACCAAAAAACCCUUCCCCAAGGCCGGCGUGAGGGGUUUAUUGUUCGGAUCCUUGUGCUCUAUGGGAAAGCUGGGAUGCCAGAUCAUGCCCUCCGGACCUUCCAUCAGAUGCACCUGUUUGGGUGCCUUCGGACCGUCAAAUCAUUCAAUGCCACACUCAAGGUCUUGUCUGAAGCUCACAGAUUUGAUAAUGUCAGGAUGUUUUUUGAUGAGAUUCCUGCCAAAUAUGGAAUUGAGCUGGAUGUGAUUUCGUAUAAUACUGUUAUCAAGGUUAUGUGUGAUAUGGGUAGUCUGAAUUCUGCUUACUUGGUCAUGGUGGAGAUGGAGAAGGCAGGACUUAAACCGGACGUGGUUACAUAUACCACACUUAUAUCGGCAUUUUAUAAGCAUGGUCAGGGUGAGAUUGGUGAUGGGUUAUGGAAUCUAAUGGCGAUUAGGGGCUGUUCACCAAAUUUAGCGACUUUUAAUGUUAGAAUUCAGUAUCUGAUUAACAGAAGAAGGGCUUGGCAAGCCAAUAGCUUGAUACGUAGGAUGUAUGUUUCUGGUAUAAAACCAGAUGAAUUGACCUAUAAUCUGAUUAUUAAGGGAUUUUGUAUGAUGGGUGAGCUUGAAAUGGCAAAGAGGAUUUUUUAUGCUAUGCAUGGAAGGGGAUGCAAACCAAACAGCAAGAUCUAUCAGACCAUGGUUCAUUACCUCUGCAAAGAAGGAGACUUUGAUUUGGCAUUCAGGUUGUGCAAGGAUAGCAUGGAAAGAAAUUGGUUUCCAAGCGUUGACACCAUUGAUAAACUGCUAAAAGGCCUUAUGACCAUUUCAAAGGACCGGAAUGCUAGGGAAAUUAUGAAGUUGGUUAAGGCAAGAACAUCUUAUUCAGCUGAUCAAAUGAAGUCCUUUCUGGACAUAUUGUCUUGUGGUAGGAGGAAGAAACAGCAUUGACAUUGGGUAUCAUUUGCUGAUGUACCUCUAAUGAUUUAGAAGAGCCGCAACACUUUUAUUCGCAUUCUUUUAUUUAUGUGGAUCAUUAAUUGGGCAUGCAAUAUUUUUUCGAUGUGGCAGAGGCUUCUGACCCUCUUCUUCAAAGCAUAAAUUAAUGUUGCCAUUCUAUCACUUUACUGGUACAGCAUCUUUUUGCAACACCAUUUUGACAUUAUGUGUGCGACUCUAGUAGCUCGCUUUAUGACCGUCUCUUGGAUGGUUAACAAGAUGUCCCAGGCUGUCAACAGGGUGGAGUUGAUGAUGAUGGUGAUGAUGUUGGACAAGCUUUGCCUCUCAGUAUCCUCAAGGUUGCCUUGUAUUCUGCUAGCUCCUAGUAGUCAUUGAUGAUAGCAGCUUUUGCUUUGUCGAAUGCAAAAUUCAGUACUCCGGAAGCCUGCGGUCAGAUGGCCUGUUGCUGGAAUAUGACAAAACACCCUGAAUUUUUUUUACAUGAUUACAAGUGAUUUUAAUGUUAGUGAUACGGCGAAUAUAGUGCUGGUCCUAGAUUUUUAACUAGUUUUUGGAAAAUCCACAAUUAUUAAAGCAUAUGAAGAAUAAAUUUGUUGCUUGUCUGACUGGCAGCAGCCUGUAUUUGUAUUAACUUGUCCAUAUUAAUCUGCGAAUAAUUGGAGGCAAAGGUCUUCACUUGUUUUUGGUGCUCA